Spinacia oleracea (spinach) is the source of this 3450-nucleotide messenger RNA. RefSeq names its product probable LRR receptor-like serine/threonine-protein kinase At1g56130. The transcript has 24 exons. NCBI's taxonomy places the organism in Eukaryota, Viridiplantae, Streptophyta, Magnoliopsida, Caryophyllales, Amaranthaceae. Bases 105 to 3212 code for a protein of 1035 amino acids. Gene Ontology annotation, biological process: protein phosphorylation. Gene Ontology annotation, molecular function: protein kinase activity; protein binding; ATP binding. The record is from RefSeq and is a predicted model, not a curated record. Gene Ontology annotation, cellular component: plasma membrane.
AACUUUAAUUUUGUUAGUGCAAAGGUGAAGAGUGUUUCAUAACCACCACAAUACAAAAAGCUCUUAAUUGGUUUAAUCCAAAUCGUUCUUCUGAACCGGCAGCCAUGCACAGCCUGAAAAGUAGAUUUUCUCGGUGGCAGCCGCCGCCGUCGUAUAUCACUAGUCAUACGACAACAUGGUGUUGUUGCAUUAUUGCAUUGCUGGUAACGUCGUACUGCUCAUUUGCACAAUCACAAAACACUAGUCGGGUCGCUACUGCUCCUAUCGAAGCACAAGCAUUGAGUUCAAUUCUACAGCAAUGGGGGACGCCGGCGAACACACGGCAGUGGAAUACAACCGGAGAUCCUUGUUCUGGGGCUGCGCUUGAUAAUUCAAUUAUAAUUGAUAACACUGAUUAUAAUCCCUUCAUCAAAUGUGAUUGUUCUUAUAAUGGCAGCACUAUCUGCCACAUUACUGCUUUGAAGGUCUAUGCAAUUGAUGCUAUAGGUGUGCUACCAGACGAGCUUUGGAAUUUGAUUUACCUCACUAAUUUGAGACUGGGACAAAAUUACUUGACAGGCUCUGUUUCUUCAGGCAUUGGAAACCUAACUCGCUUGCAAUACCUGGAUAUUGGUACUAAUGCAUUAUCUGGGCCACUUCCGAGAGAACUUGGUCAACUUACUGAGCUGCUAUCAUUGGGUCUUGGUCCAAAUAAUUUCUCUGGAUCCCUGCCAUCAGAGAUUGGAAACCUUACAAGAUUGGAGCAACUGUCCAUUAGCAGUUCUGGAGUUAGUGGUGCAAUUCCUUCAACAUUUGCUAAUUUGCAAAACCUAGUACGCGUGCGGGCAUCGGACAUUGAACUUACGGGUGUGAUACCGGAAUUCAUUGGAAAUUGGAGUCUGCUUGAAUCGCUGAGGCUUGAAGGCACCUCAUUUCAGGGACCAAUACCAUCAUCACUUUCUAAUCUAACCUCCUUGCAGGAAUUGAGGAUAAGUGGCUUGUCAAAUCACAGCUCUUCCUUGGAAUUUGUAACUAGUCUUACGUCCUUAAGAUUCUUAAGUCUGAAGAAUAACAAUAUAACAGGUUCCAUACCCCGUAGUUUAGGAGAACUGCAGUCUUUGGUUCAGCUGGACCUGAGCUUCAACAACAUAACAGGACGAAUUCCAGACUCCGUCUUCAAUCUCGGCUCUCUUUCUCACUUGUUUCUUGGAAACAAUAGACUUACCGGUGCUCUGCCUGCUCAGAAAAGCCCAUCUCUGGCUAAUAUUGAUGUAUCCUACAACCAUUUAUCUGGGAGCUUUCCUUCUUGGAUCAGCCAACAGAACAUAGAGCUUAAUUUCAUUGCGAAUAAUUUCUCUGUAACAAGCUCGAACAGCAGAUCUUUGCCGUUAGGGUUGAACUGUUUGCAGAAUGGAUUUCCUUGCAACAGCGGUGUAGGACGUUAUUCUGACUUUGCAAUCAAGUGUGGUGGUCCACAGAUUAGAGCAUCCAAUCAAAUAGUAUAUGAAAGUGAUAAUGAGGCCCUUGGUCCUGCAACUUAUUUUGUUACUAGCAAUAAUAAUUGGGCUGUCAGUAAUGUCGGAUUGUUCACCUCAAACAACAACGUGUCCUAUACGUUUACCUCUCCACGCCAGUUUAUUAGUCUAGAUUCUGAACUAUUCCAAACAGCAAGGCUAUCAGCUGGAUCCCUAAGAUACUAUGGGUUAGGGCUUGAGAAUGGUAAUUACAGUGUGCUCCUGCAAUUUGCAGAAAUACAAAUUGAGAAUGGUAGAACUUGGAGAAGUCUUGGAAGGCGUGUGUUUGAUAUUCUUAUCCAGGGAAAUCGGGUGGAAAGAGAUUUUGAUAUACGUAGAGAGGCAGGAAGUCAGUCAUACAUACCUAUUCAGAGAAAUUAUACAACUCUAGUGACAGAAAACUACCUUGAAAUACAUCUAUUUUGGGCUGGAAAAGGAACAUGCUGCAUACCUAACCAGGGAACAUAUGGACCUUCAAUAUCAGCCAUCAGCGUUACCCCACUGUUUCAACCAAGGCCUGUAAGCUCAACAAACUCUCAUAGGAUUGCUAUAAUUAUUGGAGUAGUUGUUCCUGUUGCAGUCGUUUCCCUUGUUACUUUGGGUGCAUGUUGGUUUAUUCAAAGAAGGAAGAAAUUGCGUGCAGCAGAAGAAGAGCUUUUAGGCAUCGAUGCCAAACCAUACACUUUCAGUUAUGCUGAAUUGAGGUCAGCUACUGGAGAUUUUGACCCUGCAAAUAAGCUCGGUGAAGGAGGCUUUGGAGCUGUAUAUAAGGGAAACCUGAGUGAUGGCAGAGUUGUUGCUGUUAAACAAUUGUCAGUAGCAUCUAAACAAGGGAAAAAUCAAUUCAUAACUGAAAUAGCUACUAUAUCUGCUGUACUACAUCGAAACCUUGUGAAGUUGCUUGGAUGCUGCAUUGAUGGACAAAAGCGUCUUCUUGUUUACGAGUACUUAGAGAAUAAAAGUCUUGAUAAAGUCUUGUUUGGAGACAGUAAAUUAGAACUUAAUUGGGCUAAGCGAUUCGAGGUGUGCCUGGGAGUAGCAAGAGGCUUGACUUAUCUUCAUCAAGAUUCCCGCCUUCGAAUCGUGCACAGAGAUGUUAAAUCCAGUAAUAUUCUGCUCGAUUCUGAUCUCCAUCCCAAAAUUUCCGAUUUUGGUCUAGCCAAACUAUAUGAUGACAAAAAGACUCACAUGAGUACUGUUGUUGCUGGGACAAUUGGAUACAUUGCACCAGAAUACGCCAUGCGUGGCCAUCUGACAGAGAAGGUGGAUGUGUUUGCUUUUGGUGUUGUUGCUCUGGAAAUUGUUAGUGGAAGGUCCAAUUGUGACUCGAGCUUGAGUAUGGAAGAGAUGUAUCUUCUUGAUUGGGCAUGGCAUCUGUAUGAGAACAAACAAGGUGUUGAACUUGUGGAUAAGAAAUUGAAAGAAGUUAAUGAGGCAGAGGUGAAUAGACUGAUUGCAAUAGCAUUUUUGUGCACUCAAACAUCACCAGCACACCGUCCAACAAUGUCUCGUGUCUUGGCUAUGCUAUCUGGGGAUGUUGAAGUGGGAAUCAUUCCAUCAAAGCCAACAUACUUAGUAGACUGGGAAUUUGAUUACUCCAGUGAUAUGACUAGUGAAACACCGGGCUUUUCAAAAUUUUGUGAUGCUUCAAGUACUCUUUACACAACUACAUAUGGACCAAAUUCACUUGCAGAUAACGCCCUUCUGAAUCUUCGGUGAUUACUACUACUCAUUGUUGGUUGAAAGCAGGAAGCAGCAAGAACUCCAAAGUUGCAUUUAUGUUGUACAAAAUUUGGCUUCACAUUGAAAAACUUAUAUUAAGUGAUUUCAUUCAUUAAGCAGGUUGUAUUAUGCAAAUACUCAUUUCUAUGUGUGAUUUGUUGUCAAAAUAUUGGAGAAAUACAUCAUGUUUCUUUCUGAACAAACUUCUUUUUACAUUUAGAUUGUUUCCAUUGAA